Molecule: messenger RNA, 2099 nt
Organism: Guyanagaster necrorhizus
Lineage: Eukaryota; Fungi; Basidiomycota; Agaricomycetes; Agaricales; Physalacriaceae
Exons: 3
Coding region: 55-1782 (575 amino acids)
Source: RefSeq, a predicted model, not a curated record
CUGCAUUUCACUAUCAUCGCGCUUUCCUUCCUUGACGCCGUCGUCGUCAAUUUCAUGGAUGGUGACGCAAAAAGAAAGAUCACAGUAAAGCUGUACAAUGGCGCCAACGAAUCAUCGACAAAUUCGAGAUUUGCUACCACGACACUGUCAGCUUCACCUCUCAGAAGCCAGUCGCUGGCGUCUGCAAGACCUCCGUUGCGCCCAAAGGCCAAGGUGACCAGCUCAGCGACUCCAAAUUCGCUUGCGCGCAAGCCCAAGAUCAUCAGUACCGUCUCAAGUGGGCUCAGCACUCCAUCCCGAGCGGGCUCUUCAGUAAGGUCGACCCCAACCAACAGCUCACUCGGCGGACAGCCGAAGGCGAGGCCAACAGCCGUCAGAUCUAACUUUCGACCUCUGGAAUCCAGCUCGACUCCAGCUACACCCAACGUACCCUACCAAUCAUCUGUCAAACCCUUCUCGGUGUCUACUAGAGGCAGUCCCCACAGACGUUCCGCGUCGGCAAUCUCAUUUACACAGAAUGGAUCGACUUUAAGUCUCCCAUUGUCACAGGCUUCGUAUGGCUCGCCUUCCUCAGAUACGUUCACUGACACCGACGCGAUACACGGCGAUGGCGCGCCCAAGAUAAAGUCAAAAAUCACGAGGCUGGCGAAGCCUCACGAAUUGCUCUCGCCAUCACCCCAGCCCAUAUCGUGUCCUGCUAACGGCCGGAACCGUACCCCAUCAAUAUCCUCAGGUGUCUCCUUGAAUUCAACAAACACGUCUUCAACUACCCCGGACUAUUCCUUAUACCCGAUAACAACUGCAGUCCCAGCUGCAAAUUCAUACCGUUACGGCUCUGUUCGCGCCUCAACAACCAACCGCCACCACCACCAACCAUUCGCUCCUAGGGAUGACUCGCAAAUUAAUUACAGCACGACGAGUUUUAAUGCCAAGAUUGAUCCCACGACAAUACCUCUGCCACCGCAAUCCCCUCCCACGUCUUCUGUGUCCUUUUCUUCGCGAUCCUCAGUCUCUCGGUCCUCCCGCGCUGAUUCUGCCGAUAGUCAGCACAACGCAUCCAUCAAGCAGAAUGGAGUUAAUCUCCUGGGCGGUAUUGAAGACUUGAUGCAGUUUGACGCCACUGAAAAUGAUGAUUCGGACGGCGAUAGCUACGAAGAGGAGACAGACCUAGAACAUCAAGCGGAAGGGAAAGUCAGGGCAGAGGCUAAAUCUAAUAGGAAGAUUGAGGAUUUGGAAAUCAGCAACCGGUCUUUGCUCGCAAUCAAUGUUUCGCUGGAAGCCAUGAAGCAUAGGCAGGCGAAGGAAAUACGUGAUCUAAAGAGGAAGCUUCGCGAGUCGAGGUUGAUUCUUCCGCCGCAGGCUUUUAAGCAGGUGAUGGACAAGGACGACACCGAAGAAGAUGAAGAUGAGGGGGAGGAUGGGGAGGAAGCUCCAGGGACAGGAGACGAAACCUACUUGCACGUCAAAUUGUUGCUGGAUAAUCUGUUACAGGCGGCCAAGCAAGCCCUGGAGACGAAACCUUCUGAUUUUGAGACGAGGGGCGGCGCAAAGGUGCUAAGCGCAGAAGAAGUGGAGAAUUGGCGAGACCACGAAGCUGAGCCCACAAGAGACAAUUAUUCCAAGACUAGUGCCAACACGUCUCUGUCACCAAGGCGGGACAAUGAAUCCAAUGGCGACGAAACGUUUGAUUCCGAGGAUGAGGUUGAAGCUCUGACGAUGCCGUCGGAUUCUUCUCCUUCCUCUAGCCCUCCACCGCCUAUUCUAGUUACUCGGUCGCCUUGAGAGUCACAGUGUGCCUCCUUCCCGGUUCCCCGGCAUGUAGCCUCUUUCCUUACGAUCUCCCUUACGAUCACCAGUAGACGCCUUUCGUGUUAUUUAUUUGCAUGUUAUGACCCAUCUACCGUGUACAUUUUUCAGACAACGCUCAAGUGACAUGUAGGAUUAUUCCACGACCCUUAAACAAGCGAAGGACCUUAAUUUCCUACUUUGUGAGAUACAUGUGUCAUGCAAUGAAUGCGUAUACUAAGCCUACUCUAGUACAGUCUAUUCCACUAUAAUACGAUAGCGUGGGUAUGUGUCGGGUAGUAGAGUUGAAAAUG